AUGCCAGCACAACGCCAAACCCAAUCCCAGACAGGGGCAGCAAGCCGCCGCAGGUAUCAGCUCCGCUCGAAGGGCCCAGUGGGUCGUGAGAUCUUCCAAGUUUUAGAGGAACGCAAGCCAGCAAAAGUCUCCAAAUCAAAGCCCAAGCCACAACGUUACAGCUUCAAGGUGGGAGUUCGACUACGUCUGGUCUCCAAACAAGCGGCGUUGGGUUUUAUCAGUGGCAGCAGUGCCCCAGAGGCCCCACAAUCCUACCAGCGCAAGUCGCAGAUUGAGAGUGAAGCAGACGCAGGCAGUCAAGGUUGUGGCACCAACUUCGCUGUCGAGCAAUUGAUCUACCAGACCCUCCCGUGCAAGGAGGGCCCAAUCGUUGUCAACGCUGAGGUCGAUGUCCAAGAAGAGGUCCCCUUCGAGGCCAUAGUCGAUGCGAAGUUCAUGCCAUCGGAUGAUGAUCCUGAAUUCCGACGCCGCCUAGCCCAAUGGCAGAUCCCACCUGUAGAGGACCCGGAGCGAUCCCCUGGAAAAAUCAAGCUGUCCGAUUUCUUCAAGGCGGUCCGCAAUGACCUGUACCGCGAUCAAACCGACGCGGACAUGUUCUGGUUUAUGCUG
Aspergillus fijiensis CBS 313.89 is the source of this 609-nucleotide messenger RNA. RefSeq lists its product as uncharacterized. The record is from RefSeq and is a predicted model, not a curated record. Lineage: Eukaryota; Fungi; Ascomycota; Eurotiomycetes; Eurotiales; Aspergillaceae. The transcript has 2 exons. The annotation marks the transcript as partial.